Medioppia subpectinata is the source of this 1009-nucleotide messenger RNA. The record is from the annotation of a GenBank genome assembly. NCBI's taxonomy places the organism in Eukaryota, Metazoa, Arthropoda, Arachnida, Sarcoptiformes, Oppiidae.
ACAGUAUUGUUGCGACGGCUGUACUAAAACAUAUGACACAAAGUCAUUGCUUAUAAGGCAUCGGCUGACUGUCCACUCGGCGAUCAAUGCCAGUCCGCAGCAGACAAACCGUGACAUUGAAGUUAUUGUCGCAUCAGUUUCUAUGAACACUACAGUAGCUGAUGAUAGACCGGUAGAACCUAUGACUGCCCCACCGGUGCACUCAAUCACUGCUACCACUGAUCCAAACAACAGUCUCUCGGAUAUAAGUCGUGAUGAAAACAGUGGACACAAAGCGGGCGGCAGUCGGCCAAAAGUGGCCGCCAAUGGCGUAAACCCGGACUCAUUACACUCGUGCGAUAUCGAGAGCUGCGGCCGAGUGUUUGUCUUUCAACGCGAACUCGAUGUUCACCGCAAGACUGUCCACAAAGUUGGCGCACAUGAGGCCUAUCAGUGCGAACGGUGCGGCCUAUGGCUGAUCCUCAGCGCCGGUCAACUCGAGGCCCACAACCUUAAGUGUAGGCCAAAGACGAGUGGCAAACGGCCCAAUGAUGGCCAACAACAGCAGCAUUGGUGCCCCGACUGCUGCAAACUCUUCGACACAGCACUCCUACUGCACCAUCACGUGAUCGCUAACCACCCGUCACGGCUGGCCGACAACUGGUGCGACAAUUGCGGCCAAGGGUUCACCAACGGUGACGAUCUGCACAGACAUCGGAUAGCUGUCCACUUGCCCAAAGACAUGCCAUACCUGUGCGAGUCGUGUGGCAAAGCGUUUGGCACGGAUGAGGGUCUCCGCGAACAUCAAAGAGUUGUCCACAACCCGUCUCUAGUGUGCGAGUCGUGCGGCCGUACGUUCCGCUCCGCAAAUGCUUUUCACGGCCACCGAAAGGCAGUACACGACGUGCCGUUUCCGGCGCCCAAUACCGGCCCUAAGCGGCCAACAUUACCGAAGCAGCCGUGCGAUACGUGCGGCCGACUGUUUGUUAAUUCCCAGGCCUUAACUCAACAUAAAAGGGAUAAAAUGCAC